AUUGACAAUGGGGUCCCACUCCGACGAGGAAAAGAAGAGAGAGAAAUAGGAGGAGAGAGAAGGAGGUGUGGAUUUUCCCGGCUCCACCACCGCAUUAUUGAUGAACCAUCGAUUUUGUUUUCCCAAACGCCAUCCUCCAUUGCAGCGCACCUCUUCCACGUGCCAUCUCACACGCUCUGAGCUCUGAAUUCCCUCACCCCCUCCUUCUUCACCCUUUUAACUCAAUUGCUUAAUUCAAUUUUGCUUGAUCUCCGCCGCGAUGUUGGGUGGGGGUGUUGGCGGUGGAAGUGUUUACUGGGGGACGAGAAAUCAGCCCCGGAAUAGUAGAGGUCUUGUUGUUAUAUUCGCUUGGGUUUCGAUUCAGCAUCGCCACUUGGAUAAAUUUGUAAACCUUUAUGCCUCGCUUGGAUGGAAUUCCCUUCUUUGUUAUGCCGAUUUUCUCAACAUAUUUGAUCCUGAAAGGGCUACAUCACUGGCAUUUCUUGUUAUUAAUGAGCUUGUUGAGGAGCUAAGGCUGAAGCUGCGUCCUAUAGUUUUUGUAGCUCUAAGUGGUGCAUCAAAGGCUUGUAUGUGCAGGGUUUUGCAGAUUAUCGAGGGAAGAUGUGGCAGCCCACUUUACAUGACUGAAUGUCAAAUGAUCCGAACUUGUGUUUCCGGGCACAUCUACGAUUCCAGUCCUGUCGAGCUUAUAAACGACUUGGGUGCUCGAUUCGCCAUACAUCCAGCUAUUUUGAAAAUGCCUGGAUCAUCUCAACUUAUCUCCUGGCUUGCAAAAGGCGUAUCUUCUGGUCUCGAUGCUCUAUAUCUUACUAGGUUUGAUUCACAGCGUGAUGAGUAUUGGCGGACGCUGUGCUCUUCUGUUAACAUUGGUGCUCCGUUUCUCAUUAUGUGCUCCGAAAAGGAUGAUCGUGCUCCAUAUGAAGUUAUCUGUAAUUUCACCAAGAGUAUUCAAGAACUGGGGGCUGAUGUUCAGCUGAUAAAAUUCAAUGGCUCCCCACAUUUGGGUCACUACAAGAACUACCCAGCUCAGUACAGAGCUGCUGUGACUAUAUUUCUCGAGAAGGCGUCAUCUGUUUAUUCCCAAAAAAUCCAGCAAUUCAAAGGAGAAAGAAGAGGCGUGGAAGAUGAUGAAAUGCCUGAAUUGAUAUGUGAUCUUCAGAAUGCAGCUGUUAAUUCAAAUCAGAGUUUUAGAAGAGUAGCAGUUGGACCGAGCGACCACUUCUUCUUGCCAAGCUCAGCUGAUUCCCACGCCUCACCCGAUCCGAAAGAAAGAACGUCUCCACUUUCAAGCCCUACAGGCAUCAGUGCACAUAGCGUCCUCGGCCAAUUCCUCUUUGAUGUUUGUGUGCCCAAAAACGUUGAAGGUUGGGAUAUAAAGUUCCAUGGCUCUCUAAACGGGCAACCACUCGCUUCAGCUCGCAGACACUCAUCUUUUCCCGGUACGAAGUUUAUCCGUCGCUCUAGACUAUGACAUAGAUUAGGCUGCUAGCUGUGAAUUCAUCUAACCUCUAGCGUUCGAGGCAUUAGUAGCACAUCUAAUUUAAACGCCAGACAGAGAAUCCCUCCCUCCCUUAUGAGGAUGAAAGGAUGAGUCUGGAUCAUCGUCAUGGGCUCGAAUACUAGAAAAAUAGCUCUAUCGUGCGAUAGGGUACGUCGUGGCCUCUAGUUCGUUGAUGGGUUAGAGAUGUGUUAUAGUGUAUUAACAGAGUGUUGAUGGUAUUGAGGAAGGGAUUUUUGUUGAUAGGGUUUUAGUGUACAGAAGGUUAAGUGUAAAAAGGGAACCUCCUCUAUGUUCACAGACUCUCUCCUCACUUGGAUGUUUGAAUAAUGUAUAUACUUAAACUGAACAAACAACAUAUAUUUGAUUUUGAACACACAUAUUUCUGAAA
Molecule: messenger RNA, 1889 nt
Organism: Cucurbita pepo subsp. pepo (vegetable marrow)
Lineage: Eukaryota; Viridiplantae; Streptophyta; Magnoliopsida; Cucurbitales; Cucurbitaceae
Product: peptide methionine sulfoxide reductase (Protein of unknown function DUF829, transmembrane 53)
Source: RefSeq, a predicted model, not a curated record